AUGGAAUUUGAAGGAUUCCAGAGAUGCAUGUAUUUUCUCCUGGGUGAACGCAUGGAUGUUUCAACAUUUGUCUCUGAUAGACAUCAGCAAAUUGCCAAAUACAUGAGAGAAAAACGUCCUAAAACAAUACAUUAUUUUGUCAUAUGGCACUUGAAAAAGAAGUUGCACAAGGUCUUGACUAAGUUGGAUAUGGAAACAGAUGGAGAGGAAUUAGCAGAAUGGGUCCAACCAUGCAUCAAUCAUUUGUGUGCCACCUCCACACAUUCUGGAAAUGGUAGAAUCAUAGUUGCAAAAUUCAAGUCAUUCCUCAGUCAUAUAGUUGACAAGCAUGAUGGAUUGGAUGAUCCACUAUAUAACCAGUGUGCUCAUGGUGAACUGACACCAAGAAAGUGGAUAUUACCUGGUAUAUAUAACAUUCGGUGCAAUGCUGAAACUUCAUUUGUGAAUGGAAUUAAACAAGCCUCACCAUUAGACCAAACAAGUUGUUUAGAGGGUUUCCACUCUGUGGUAAAUCAGUUUGCCCCCAAAAUGAAUGCUUACUCAUUUAGUGGUAUUUAUUGCAGACACAUCCUGGUAACAAUUCAUUUCAAUGCCAACCUGUCUCGAAAAGUGAAAACUAAAAAAGAUGGUACACAACAAGUGAAGGUAUCCUACCCCAAAUUUAAAAAUGGUGAUGCUACAGUACAAGAAACAAAAGUAGAUCAAAACUUUGGUAAGAAAAUGAGUGGUGGACUGUGUUCUAAUAUUGCAAAUAAUCUUUAG
Dendronephthya gigantea is the source of this 762-nucleotide messenger RNA. RefSeq lists its product as uncharacterized. NCBI's taxonomy places the organism in Eukaryota, Metazoa, Cnidaria, Anthozoa, Malacalcyonacea, Nephtheidae. The coding region runs from base 1 to 762 and encodes 253 amino acids. The transcript has 4 exons. The record is from RefSeq and is a predicted model, not a curated record.